Dermacentor albipictus is the source of this 1813-nucleotide messenger RNA. RefSeq lists its product as uncharacterized. The record is from RefSeq and is a predicted model, not a curated record. Lineage: Eukaryota; Metazoa; Arthropoda; Arachnida; Ixodida; Ixodidae.
UAGCAACGGAGGCAUUGUUGUAACAGUCGAGCGCGUGUACAAUCAAGUCGAGCCGAUCCGUAGUCUUUGAAAGUUUGUUUCGCAAAAACGCGCGUGCGUUCUGUUGCUUGCGGUUACGCGUUGUAGUUAAACGCGAACCCUGCAGUUUUUGUUGCCGCGGUGUUCAGUGGAGUUUCUUCUGUCAGGAGAAUAGGAACCCGCAAUUCGAGGGUGACAACGCCGAGCGUUUGCCGCAGUUGUUUGCGAGAUUCCCGAAGUUGACUAGCUGGCCGUCUGUGAAAGCCAGGCAACUGAAACUCCAUGGAUCAUGACUACACUCCACUACAUGAAUCCCCUCCGCCACUCAACAUAAAACGAGAACUUGGCUCCGGGACUGUCAACGGCGAUCAUGUCGUGCACGCUGCAUCUGAACAAGCUGAUGGAGCAAAGAAACCGAAGAAACAUAAGGCAUCAAGUUCGGUGCGCUGUGACCCGACCGUCAUGGAAUUGUGUGAAAUUCUUGCCGACCCAGCACGUCUUGAAGCUUUCCUCUGUGAAUAUGGCCUUGGCAUUACACCACCUCCUCCUCCAUCAGCAGUUCUCCUGACACAUCCAAGGCGCAUGGGCCGACCUUGCACAGCAAGCCAGGUUUGGGGCAUCUGCUCAGUGCUCAAGUUUAACCCUCUGCUGCCAGAUUGCAAAGGUUGCAUCACGACUUUCGUACGAAAAGGUGUCAAGGAUGGUCGCCCCGCCUAUCGCUGCAGUAACUGUCGAAAGCAGAUCUCGCAGCUGAAUGGUCCGACACCUUGGGCUCAGAAGUCUGCUGCGUCACCAGCAUCAUUCUUCUGCCAGAUGGACUGCAGAGGCCGUCCAAAUGUGAGGCUUUCAAAAUGCGAGAUUCUAUGGAUAGUGUACUGCAUGGCUAAAGACCUGACAGUCGCCAAAACGACAGAGCUUGGAUAUGCUGUGAGAACCCCGACCAUCAUCUACUGGAGACAGCGGGUGCGUCAGGCCGUCUCGCAGAGCCUCUCUGGCCACCCCCGCAUGGGUGGGAGUUCGGAAAGGGUGCAGGUUGGCGUCUUCAAGCUGAAGUUCAAGAGCUCAAGCAGUGACUAUCCAAUUUUGAUCUUAGGUCUACUGGCUGAAUCAACGGGGGAACUUCGGCUCUUGCAUGUUGACAAUGACGAUCCCGACUGUAUCGCUCAGAUUGUCGCAAAAGGGGUGCUUCCUGAAACCAAAAUCGUCUCGACUGGCGGCAAGGUAUUCAGCCACAUUGAAGCAGCUGAAGAUGAGGAUGGUCCAAUGCGCCUAGUCCAUGACGAUGGCUCCCAGAACGAUGGUGCUACCACAAAAUCGGGGUCAAAGAGGCAGAAUUCUUUUUGCAACACCCAAAAGAUUCUCUGCUUGUGGAGGCGGGUGCGUUCAAAACUGAUGUUGAUUAGCUGCUCAAAAGACCCCAAUGCACUCCAGGGUCACCUGGACUGGUUUUGGUGGCUGUCAAUGAAUGGUGUUGGGCACUGCAAAGAUCCAUUCUUGCGGCUACUCGAAUCUAUAGUGAAAGCUUAUGAUAAAUAGCGAAAGAAGUCUGCGCGAUCUCCCUGGAACAGCAGUUGUUUGCCUUUGUACAUUUUGUAAGCCCUAUCUACAAGUGAUGUUUUAACUUAUGGUUCCCCAUUGUUGUAAGAUUAUUCCGCAACGGACUCUGUUUUCUGAAAUGAUCAAGUGUAUAAUUCUGAUAGGCUCUUGAGGCAGAGAGCAUUUAUUGAGGAAAACUUGUAAAGGCAAUUGUGAAUGGUCUUGCUAGCCAAUAAACCAAGAGUUUGUUGAACCUGUC